UGGAUUUCAUAAAACAUUUUUGUAAAGAUUCGAAAUCUACAAAACACACUUAUUUCAAUAAGGUUAUUUUAUUAAUAUUAUUCUACAUGCCUUUCCAUGGAAUUUGGCAAUCUUACAUUAUGCAGACAUUGUUAGCAAUGUUUCGAAAAUUACUUCAGUUAAUAUUGAACAUGAAUGGAUCAUCACGACAUAAGAUUACAGAAUAACUCUCAAAUCACUUACUGACAUAAAUGAGUGCUUCUGAGGGGUUGUCAUUAGCUUGGUAACUUUUGCCCCAGGCCCAUGACUGCAAGGGGUUACAUGCUUGAAAAAUCCAACUUAUGUUUGCCCCAUCCAAACCUACUGUCCAAAGAAGCAGGGACUCUUCUCAGAGGCACUGUGGUUUUUAACUCUUAAGGUGUUUAGGUUGUCUGUGAGUUAGUUCUUUAGUGUCUGUGACACAGCUGAUUUUCCCUUUACAAUCUAAUACUGUCUAAAGUCCCCGCCACAUUCUUCUCACGUCUGACCCAUUGAGUUGUCUGUAAUUGAUCCUUAUUCUGACCUUUGUAUCUGAUUGACUUGUGAAACACACUGCCAUGUCUCUGUUAUUUUAACAUUGUUAUGCGCAUAUGUAUGCAUUCCCUUUUGCCCAGACUGCUGUUAAGAAACAUUUCCUGAUCAGAAGAUACAUUUUAGUGGUCACUAUUGGGACCACAUCAUAAAUACAUUUCUAGAUAACCCCAGUAAUGUGAAGUCAUUUAUGUUUCCCCCCAAGGCCUCUCCUAUCUUCCCCUAACAUCUCCCAGUCUGCCUGGUCCAAACUAGCAGGGAUUCAGAUUGCUCAAACCAGCGUUAUAAAGUCCAUACAGCUGGUGCUCCCGGUUUUAGUUUAUCUUGUAGGCAGGGCCAAAUUCGUUUUUUUCCACUCUUGUCUUCCGACCAGAAUGUCACAUGGGUCAAUGUGUGGAAGGUAUGACAUGGUUUGUGUGUACAGGUUCACUCACCUGACAACCUCAGUUAGCCUUUAGCAUACUCCCAAACCACUCCCAACAGAGGGGAGAAGGAGCUAGGCAGGGAAAUCCUCAGAGCAGACGGGUAGAAUAGCUUGGAAUACAUUCAAACCUCUUCAAUGAUCUCCAGACAGUUUCUUAUAUAUUUAAAAUGUUUGUAAAAUGUAGUCAUUGAGACAUUCUCAUACAGAGUGACUUACGUUAACAAUUCAGGUUAAGCGCCUUGUUCAAGGCAGAACAGAACAGUUUUCUUUUACUUGUCAGGUUUGAGAUAUAACCAGUGAUCUUUCGGUAACUGGCCCAACGCAUUUAACACUAGGCUAUUUGCCACCACAAAUUUAGAUGUUGCACAUGUUUUACUAUUUGUAAACCAAAUCUAACUGACACUCCUCUAUGUAACAGGCUUCCAACUGCAGAGGGCACACAGUUCCACUACUUUGGCCUGUCCGCUAACCCAUGCAGCGUGCAGUUUUUCAUUUCGUUUGACCUUUAUUUUACCAGGCAAGUCAAAGGACAAAUGCUUUUUAACAAUAAUGGCCCUGAAGGAGGCAAAAGGCAGCCGAUGGAGGAUGGGAUUAAAUAAAAUUAAAAAACAUGUGGCGACUGCCCCAUAACAACAUCAACUAUGAAAAAAAUCUAACCAAGCGCAUCAUCUGACACUAUUAAACUACAAAAGAGAAACUAAAGAUAACAAGGUACGAUGAAAGCAUUCAAGUUAUCAACAUAGACUAGGAGGCAGACAAUGAAAAAAACACCAGGGCACAAGCAAUGGACAAUAAGCAAAGACAACAACAGCAGCACAACAUGGCAGAACCACAAUAUACAGACAUCGCAUGAAGUGGCGACAGGUGUCAGUAAAUGUAUUAUUGCUUGUGCCUUUGAACUUGGCAAUAACAACAAGCUAGUUGUAUUUGUUUUGCAGUUGAUACCCAUCACUAGCUGUGGCAGACUGAAGAGGGGAGCAACCCAGAGGAGUCUGCUUUGGACAUUUGUAAGUGAGCAGAAGGAAAUGGGAUACAGCAGACAACUCCAAUAGGGGUCCCAGUCCCAUAGCUUACUGUGAAGCCUCGGGCUGUCGUAAUGUCGGAGCCCAAGUCACCCACUCCGACUCCGGCCGGAGACACGUACAAAGGAUGGCUAUUCAAAUGGACUAAUUACAUCAAAGGCUAUCAGCGACGAUGGUUUGUUUUAAGCAACGGUUUAUUGUCUUACUACAGGACUCAGGCAGAAAUGGGCCACACGUGCCGGGGUACCAUCAACCUGGCCACGGCCAACAUCGCAGUGGAGGACUCGUGCAACUUUGUCAUCUCCAAUGGCGGGGCUCAGACCUACCACCUGAAGGCCAGCUCCGAGGUGGAGCGUCAGCGCUGGAUCACUGCUCUGGAGCUGGCCAAGGCCAAAGCUGUUCACAACCAGGCUGAGUCCGACGACUCUGGCGAUGAGUGUCCCACGUCGCCCCCGACCUCGGGGCAGGGAGGUGGGGCGCGCAACUCCAACUCGGAGGUCCAGUCCACGUUACGCACGCUGGGCAGCAAGGUGGAAGACCUGAGCACCUGCAACGACCUCAUCGCCAAACACGGCUCGGCCCUUCAGAGGUCCCUUUCUGAGCUGGAGGGGGUGCGGCUGGGAGGCGACACGGAGGGCAAGAUCCGCCAGGUGACGGAGAGAGCAACGCUGUUCCGCAUCACCUCCAACGCUAUGAUCAACGCAUGCAGAGACUUCCUAGCCCUCGCCCAGGCCCACAGCAAGCGGUGGCAGAAAGCCUUGUAUUCGGAACGGGACCAGAGGAUCCGACUGGAGGAGACGUUGGAGCAGUUGGCCAAGCAGCACAACCAUCUGGAAAGGGCCUUCAGAGGUGCCACUGUACUGCCCGCCUCCCAGAGCAACCCCGCCCUGGAUAGCAAGAGUUCGGGCUCAGCCAAGGGCGACGCAAGCGACGAGGAUGAUGAGAACGAGUUCUUUGAUGCGAUGGAGGACCCGGCCGAGUUCAUCACGGUUCCGGCCGACCCCAAGUAUCAUAGAAGGUCGGGGAGUAAUGCCAGUGGUUUUAGCACUGAGACCGGAAUGGAUGAUCAAUCACUUUGUGACGAGCAGUCGCUCGGGUCCAACCCGGAAUCGCCCCAGUCCCUGGAGGUGGAGCCAGUAAGGAAGAGACGGACCAAAAUCCCAGACAAGCCCAAUUAUUCGCUGAACCUCUGGAGCAUCAUGAAGAACUGCAUCGGCAAGGAGCUCUCCAAGAUCCCAAUGCCGGUGAACUUCAACGAGCCCAUCUCCAUGCUCCAGCGUCUGUCUGAGGACCUGGAGUACUACGAGCUCCUGGACAAGGCGUCCAAAUGCCAGAGCUCCACGGAGCAGCUGUGCUACGUGGCGGCCUUCACCGUCUCCUCCUACUCCACCACGGUCCACCGCACGGGGAAGCCCUUCAACCCCCUGCUGGGGGAGACCUACGAGCUGGACCGGCUGAGAGAGAGUGGCUACCGCUCGCUGUGCGAACAGGUGAGUCACCAUCCUCCAGCCGCAGCUCACCACGCCAUCUCAGAGAGAGGCUGGACCCUCCGACAGGAGAUCUCCCUGGCCAGCAAGUUCAGGGGGAAAUAUCUCUCCAUCAUGCCUUUAGGUACCAUCCAUUGUAUUUUUGAGAAGAGCAACAAUCACUACUCGUGGAAGAAGGUUACUACGACCGUGCAUAACAUUAUCGUGGGAAAACUGUGGAUCGACCAGUCGGGCGAGAUCGACGUGGUGAACCACCGGACCGGCGACCGCUGUCACCUCAAGUUCGCCCCGUACAGCUACUUCUCCCGAGACGUGGCCAGGAAGGUGACGGGCGUGGUGACGGACAAGGACGGCAAGGCCCACUACGUCCUGUCCGGGACCUGGGACGAGAAGAUGGAGUUCUCCAGGGUGAUGCAGAGCAACCGGGGGGAGAACGGCACCGAGGGCAGACAGAAGACCGUCUACCAGACGCUCAAAGCCAAGGAGCUGUGGAGGAAGAACCCGCUGCCUGAGGGGGCAGAGACCAUGUACUACUUCUCCUCGCUGGCGCUGACGCUGAACGAGCCCGAGGAGGGCGUGGCGCCCACCGACAGCCGGCGGCGGCCCGACCAGCAGCUGAUGGAGGCGGGCCGGUGGGACGAGGCCAAUGCCGAGAAGCAGCGGCUGGAGGAGAAGCAGAGGAGCGUCCGCCGCGAGAGGGAGAGGGAAGCCCAGCGCGCUGCCACCCCGCCCGAGGAGGUGGCCGAGGGGGCGGAGGAAGCGGAGGAGGACGUCUGUCUGUCUGUGUCUCUCCCCCAAGCUGUCAUUGAGGACUCUUCCAUCACUGACUCACCUUUGAAAACCGAUGCAGUGGAGAUGUGCACGGAAGCGAGCCAGGCUUCGGAUGAAACGGACCCAGAUGAUUCUCCACCUCACACUCCAACCGGCUCCCACCAGGACAACUACCAGGCGCUGUGGUUCAAACGGGUCGUGGACCAGGUCACGGGAGAGUCCGUGCACGUCUACAAGGGUGGCUAUUGGGAGGCGAAGGACCACGGCAACUGGGACAUGUGCCCCGAUAUAUACUGAUUCCAAACCCAGGCACCCCCCCCCCCCCCCACACCCCCGAAUGGAUUGUACUAACCCAGGCACUUAGAAAAAGGAUGGCCUCAAGCCCCCCUACCACCACCACCACACCCACCCCCCACUCCACCCCAUUUGAAGAAGGGGAAAGCCGGGUGUUGAUCCUGUUAUGUGAACCCCAACCCCUCUGUCUUCCAGGAUGAGGUUUUGGGUUGCAAUGCCUACCGCUUGAACCCCGUCUUCCCAGGGACGGUUUACAGUGGCCGAGAGACCCACAGAAGGACGGGGCCGUGCAACCAGACCUGCCCCCCCCCCCCCCCCCCCCUUGUAAUAUUUAAGGUUGGGAUGGGGGAAGCUGAGGCUAUCCGACAUCUGUAGCUAGGGAAAAUGUCCUCUCCCCAACGCUUCAUCUUCACUACAAUCAACAGAUGAUUAGAUCUCUCCAUUUAGAGGCGCUGGCAAGAACUGUGUGUUUCUGUUUUCGUCCACCAUGGCUCACAUUCUCUCUCACCCUCCCUUUUAUGCACACCUCAUCUCCUGCUGUCGUCCUCCAGAAAUGGCUGGAGGCAGGUAGGUUUGGUUAUGUUAGACUGAUGAUUUAAGAUGAUCAAACGCAGACCCUUAAGAUGUCGAACAACAGUGAUGCCUGUGUGCGUGUGAGGCAGGGGUUACAGUAGCAGAGGUUUAGCGCCUGUUUGAGAACGGCUGAUUGGCUAGCGUCACAAAUGCAGCUUGAGAGGCCUGGUGAGUGACGGCAGAACGACCCAGCGCCUGCAAACGUGGGCUCUAGUCGUUGAGUGUGUCCUUAUCUAAACCGAUACCUCACGCCGGCUCCCGCUAAGGCUGAUCGUUUUUUGAUAAAUGAAGGAUUUAUGGUCAUGAAAUACUAUUUAAACCGUUCCCACUGCACCCUAUCUCGUUCAUAAAUCUAUCAGCGCUUCUUCCAACAGCUGAACAAUCAAGCAGAGCAUUUUUAGAAAAUGUAUAUUAGGUUUAGUGUACGAAGAAGCAGACCUGAUGGUAACAUGUCGAAAUGGGGCCCAGCCCGGUGAAAUUAUGUGUGAGCGGCUGUGUCCCAAGCGGCUGCCGAAAUAGGGCACUUCUUGUAAGCAGACCACUUUAUAUCAGCCGUGGUCAGAGGUAGUUCAGGCUGUGCACGAGGUAAUGGGAUUGAGCUGUGUGCAAGCUUUUUGUGAGUUCCAGAAAUAAGAUAUCACAUUUUAUUUUUCAAGUGUACUUACAACAGAGUAGGGAAUCAUGCAGAACGCCAACGGGAACAGAAUAUUGCAAAUGUGUGUGUAUAUAUCAAAUUAAAUAAGUAAUAGUGCUAUUAACGAUAAUAUUGAUAAGAUAUAUAUGGUGAUGUUUCAGAAUAUGAGAAAGAAUCCCCCCCCCCCCCCCCCUUUGUCAAAUAGAAUGUUUGUUACUGUUUCUCACGUGGAACUGGAUUGUCCUUUUGAUUGUAAGUCAACUGUAACUUUUUUGGAUCGCUCCCAUUUUCAACCCCCGUACAUGCGGAUUGUAUACUACAGACAGACAACACACCUGACAACAGUUGUGACCUAACACAGAUGUAUUCACUUCUCUCCUCGGGUAUCCCCAGCCAUUCCGUGUAUCUGAUCUAUUACGGAGCUAGCACACUUGAUUAGCCUUGACGGUAGUCCUCAAGCACGUGAUUAGUAAAUCAGGUGUGCCUUUUUACAGCUACGACAAUCGUGGAACGUCUGUGUGUGUGUGGGGGGGGGGGUCUCUGAGGGGAGGGUUGAACGCCUGCUGAUCUACCGGUUUUUGGGCAAAAACAUUCACGCAGUGCUUGUGAAUAGGUCAGCAUUUGUGUUUCUACAAACUGUCCCGCCACGUUGUGCGUCUGUCGUGGAAGUAUGUGUACGUGGCUGCCAGUUGAAUGUUCACAUUGUCAUUAUUGUACUACUGUGUAUUGUUGACAUGGUCUAUCUUAAGUUUACAGUUUUUCACUCCUGUCUUUUUUUAUUCAUCUGUUCUUUUAAUUAAUCCCUUUUUUUUUUUUAUCAUUCCAUCUUUUUGUUUAUCCGGUCCUUUCCUAUGGUUGUCCUAGUUUCCUGUCUUUAUGCCCAUUCACUGUAAAUCUUGGUCGAUGUGCUAAGGUGCUCAGACUGGCUGUGGGGCAGGUUGAUGUAAUAAAGCCUGACUGCAGAAGA
Molecule: messenger RNA, 6721 nt
Organism: Esox lucius (northern pike)
Lineage: Eukaryota; Metazoa; Chordata; Actinopteri; Esociformes; Esocidae
Gene: osbp
Product: oxysterol binding protein
Exons: 18
Coding region: 2070-4550 (826 amino acids)
Cellular component (GO): cytosol; membrane; intracellular membrane-bounded organelle
Molecular function (GO): sterol binding
Source: RefSeq, a predicted model, not a curated record